Messenger RNA from Penicillium subrubescens, 2540 nucleotides. RefSeq lists its product as uncharacterized. NCBI's taxonomy places the organism in Eukaryota, Fungi, Ascomycota, Eurotiomycetes, Eurotiales, Aspergillaceae. The record is from RefSeq and is a predicted model, not a curated record. The coding region runs from base 133 to 1524 and encodes 463 amino acids. The transcript is spliced from 2 exons.
GUGGACAGAGCCUGACCGCCCCCUCUCCUCGUUAUUGUUUCGCCAGCCGCUGGGCCCACGUCUGAUCAUCAUCAGUCAGGCGCUUAUCCUGGGCCCUUGCAAGUAGCCUUGGUUUUGAGAACCCUACGAUUCAUGGUCUUCAGAUAUAAAGUUCUUUCAUUCUCCCGUCACAAUGUUCAAAGCAAGCAUCUUCUCACCUGUUUGACAAUGGCUGAACCGAUCGGCUUGGCCUCUGGCCUGCUCGCCUUGACAACGUUUGCAUUCCAGUGUAGCGUUUCGCUCUAUGCGACCUUCAAAAGCUUCCAGUCUCGCCAGAAGCGUGUACGCGAUCUAUUGGAGGAACUUGAGGCACUCAGUGCCGUGCUUUCUUCACUUGUCGCUUUGAUCCAAGAAAACUCACACAUAAAUAUCUCGUCUUUGGAGCUGCCUCUCCUGCGCUGUGGCAAUACUUGUCAAGAGUUUGAAGAAGUUCUUCUUCAAUGCUCAUCACGUUCGGGUGGCAGUCGAACGAGCUUUCGUGGCUGGGCCAACCUGAAAUACAUGGGGGACGAUAUCGACGGUUUCCGAAACCUGCUGGCAGGGUACAAAGCCACUAUUAAUAUUGCUCUCACUGACAUAACUCUACGUCAAUCCUCGGCGACUGCCGAAGAUCUCAGGGAGUACAAAGAACUUAUACAAGAUGCCAAGGAGGACCUCGAGGCCCGGCUGGAGAGUAUUGACUCAAAGCUUGCAAGUGUAAUUGGGAAAGAGCUGGCACCGUCUGAUCCAGAUGCUGCUGAGCUGCGAUCGCUACAAGUUGAGCGCUUGAGCACCGAAAAAUGCCUCCAGAUCUGUGCCCAGCUUUCUGAUCACAUAAGCCAUAUCCACAUCGUUUCGGACCGAGUUGGCGCCUCGACUGCCUCCAGUGGUGCAGGUACUUCGCCGGAAGGUGUAACUAGCCAAGGACUCGAGGAAUGCAAAAGCAGCUUGGCCGCAACAGCUGCCAAGCUGGAAAAGCACAUGCAGGAAGUGAUGGAACGACUGCUCGCAAAAUCGAAGAAGGCCGUCUCGUCCGAGGAAGAGUCUCGAGAUCUGGAAAGGCUGCACGACGAGUGGGAGACCGCGCGGCAGUGCUUGAGCAUCUGCUCCAAAGCCGACGAUCACUGGAAGGAAAAAGUGAGUGUCAUUGAAAAUCAUGGCUCGGGUGAUGCUCUUCAGUUCAUGGUUUCCGCCAAUGGAAAGGUUCUCCACGGAAAGAAUCGUGCGACUGGGUGGAGAUCGAGGCAGGUGGGAGGCUACAUGAGCGAUGAAUCCAUUCAGCAGCUAUCGCGGGAUAUUGUGACUUUCAAUUUAAGCCACCUGAGACCCGAAGUGCCGAAUUUGAAAAAGAACUCAGAUGAGCCUUCCCCAAGUCAGGAUGACAGUGUGGAGCGCGAAAUGUCAGCAGAAUUCAGACAACGGUAUGGACAUGGGUUCAAGCUCAGUUCAGGGACUUCAUCAGAGGCAAACGCCUCGUCUCCUGGACCGGAUGGUGGAAGGGCGUAGUUCCAAUGGGUACUAUAAUCAUUCAGCACUGUUGCUUUUGAAAUCGAAACCAUAUGGGGCACGCGCAGGAGAGGGCUCCAGAACAUUCCUUAUGCCUUUUACGUGAUUUUAGUCUAUCUUAUACAGCUAGUCCGAGCAUCAGACAGAGUCCAACACACGCUUCCAUGCUGAUGUCUUGAGCAUUUCAAUGGAAGGACGAAAAUACAGUGGAUAACUCAUGAGGAUUCGCGAAGGCCUCAGGAGUUAAGACUAUUAGAAGAAAUAGAACCGAAGUUUUCGAAUGUGGUUUUUCUGAACUGCGAACUUGGAAUCAUGCUUGAACUUUAGGAGUAGGAGUAGGCCCUCGAUCACACCUUAGGGAGGGGGAAGCGGGGCGGCGCUUGUAAGUUGUGGUUUUCUGGAAGGCUGAUUGGACACUGGUAUUCCGCGGUUUGGAACCGCGAACCCUUAGCCUUCUGAUCUGAUCUUGGAAAGUCUAGUAUUGCUCUAGCCUCUGGCGACUAGAUACCUGAAUUUGGGAGCUUCUACUUCUGCGUCCGGCGAUGAAUAGGAAGAUGGGUGUUGCCAUAACAUUGAAAAAAUCGUCGUGGCUUCUUUGCCUUCUUGAUGUAGUUUUCGGCUUUCACAAGAAGAAUAUCCUGCUGCGAAGGCUCCGGAGAGCUGCAAUCCACCGCAUACACCGGUAUUUGUCGUUCAUCAGCCACAAGAUGCACGCAGAACUGGUCGGCACGCCGAUUGCGUCUUCGUGCAGUGCCAUCCCUCUUCUGUCUCUGUGCCGCUCCACUUCCCCCUCCUCUGCGUCUUCCAUGUCUAGUGUUCGUCGGUCGUUGGGGUGUCCGCGCGUCCUAGAGGUUCAUUUGCUCCAGGCUGUUCUCCAGCGAGGUUUCCGAUGGGUUUGCGCGAUCGUAGAAGGUGACUCAGCCUUGGAUUUGUCGAAGGGGUUCAUCGUCUCGCAAAGCCUUAAUGACCUUUUCGACAAAGUUAUCCACCGUGUCUCGCUCAAAAUUCCGAAGUGA